This is a messenger RNA of Bipolaris oryzae ATCC 44560, 735 nucleotides long. RefSeq lists its product as uncharacterized. The transcript has a single exon. The record is from RefSeq and is a predicted model, not a curated record. Lineage: Eukaryota; Fungi; Ascomycota; Dothideomycetes; Pleosporales; Pleosporaceae. Gene Ontology annotation, biological process: peptidyl-glutamate ADP-deribosylation. The annotation marks the transcript as partial.
AUGUCCAGCAACGAAGCCGCUUCCAUCACUUCCUACCCCAAGCCAAAAACCACAGACCGCAAUCAAGCAACUCUUAAGAAACCCGGCAAAGAUGAACCCGAGAACCAACGAGUACCAGACACCUCAGCGCCCCAAGACACAGGCAAUGGCAAAGGCAAAGGCAAAAGAUCACUAUCCACAUCCUCCCCCAUCCUCCCCUCAAAAAGACAAGACACCAAAACGACACCUACCCCUACCCCUCUUUCCUACAAAGACCUUCCCCCAACCCUUCCCGCCACAGCCUCCACGACCCUCUCCCUAACCGACCACACGGGCUCCCUCUUCACCGCACCCCCCAGCACCUUGCUCCUCCACGCCUGCAACACCCAAGGCUCCUGGGGCUCCGGCAUCGCACUCGCCUUCAAGAAGCAGUACCCCAACGCCUACACCAUCUACCAUGCCUUCUGCACCAAAGAGCAUUCCAUAAAAACCGGUAACCCGGUGCCAGCCGGUACGACGCUGUUGAUUCCUCCGGUGGACGGCGACAAGGGGCAUUGGAUUGGUUGUCUGUUUACGAGUCGGAGGUAUGGGAAGGGGAAGGAUAAGGCAGAGGAGAUUCUGAGGAAUACAGGGAGGGCGGUCGAGGGGUGCUUGGGGUUGCUGGGUUUGGUUGGGGAGGAGGUGGGGAGGGUGAGGAUGUGUAGGAUUAAUAGUGGGAAGUUUGGGGUGCCGUGGGAGAGGACAGAGGAUGUGUUG